CCCCCUUUCAUCCCCCUCCCCUCCAUCAAUAACCUCCGUGAUAUCGGCGGCCUUCCCAUUUCCUCCUCUUCCACCACCCCCCUCACCGUCCGCCGCGGCCUCGUCUACCGCGCCGCCAACACCACCACCCUCGACGCCGCCGGUGUCGCCAAACUCCAAUCGCUCGGCCUCGGCGUCAUCUUCGACCUGCGCGCCGUGCCGGAGAUCGAGCGCACCGGCGGCGUGGAGGAGCUGGAGCGCUUGCUGGCGGCGACAGGGGGCGUGGUGGAGCGGCGGUGGACGCCGGUGUUCGAGGAGCAGGAUUAUGGGCCGGAGACGAUCGCGUUGCGGUUUAAGAAUUAUGCAUUUAAUGGGACGGAGGGCUUCGCCAUUGCGUAUGCCGCCAUCCUGAAAAACGGCGCCCCGUCGUUCCACCGCAUCCUCACGCACUUCGCGCGUCCGGAUGCCCGCGCCAUCCUGGUGCACUGCUCGGCGGGCAAGGACCGGACGGGGGUGUUCAGUGCGGUGCUGCUGUCGGCGCUGGGGGUAUCAGACGACGAUGUGGCGGACGAGUACGCGCUGACGGAGGUGGGGUUGGCGGAGGCGAAGCCGACGUUCAUCGCGCGGUUGAUGGAGCAUGAGGUGUUCCAGGUGCCGAAUGGGAGGGAGGGGGCGGAGAAUAUGACGACGAGCAGGUAUGAAAACAUGCUCGCGACCCUCGACUUGCUCCGCCGCGAAUAUGGCAGCGCGGAGAAAUAUCUCCUGGACUUCGUGAAGCUCCCGCGGGCCGACCUCGAGGCGAUUCGACGGAAGAUGAUU
Molecule: messenger RNA, 798 nt
Organism: Eremomyces bilateralis CBS 781.70
Lineage: Eukaryota; Fungi; Ascomycota; Dothideomycetes; Eremomycetales; Eremomycetaceae
Exons: 3
Biological process (GO): dephosphorylation
Molecular function (GO): phosphoprotein phosphatase activity
Source: RefSeq, a predicted model, not a curated record